Messenger RNA from Acanthisitta chloris (rifleman), 2189 nucleotides. RefSeq names its product exocyst complex component 7 (gene EXOC7). Gene Ontology annotation, biological process: exocytosis. The transcript is spliced from 20 exons. Gene Ontology annotation, cellular component: exocyst. NCBI's taxonomy places the organism in Eukaryota, Metazoa, Chordata, Aves, Passeriformes, Acanthisittidae. The record is from RefSeq and is a predicted model, not a curated record. The annotation marks the transcript as partial. Gene Ontology annotation, molecular function: phosphatidylinositol-4,5-bisphosphate binding.
GAAGAAGAAACUCUGUCCUUUAUCAAAGAGAGCCUUGAGAAGAGUGACCAACUCACCAAGAACAUGGUUUCCAUCCUCUCCUCCUUUGAAAGCCGUUUGAUGAAGCUGGAGAACUCCAUCAUCCCAGUCCAUAAACAGACUGAGAACCUGCAGCGCUUGCAGGAGAAUGUGGAGAAGACUCUGUCCUGCUUGGAUCAUGUCAUCAGUUACUACCACGUGGCCAAGGACACAGAGAAGAUCAUAAAGGAAGGCCCCACUGGGAGGUUAGAGGAAUACUUGAAUUGCAUGGACAAAAUCCAGAAGGCAGUGGAAUACUUCCAGGACAAUAAUCCAGACAGCCCAGAGUUGAACCGUGUGAAAUCCCUCUUUGAGAGGGGCAAGGAGUCCCUGGAGUCAGAGUUCCGCAGCUUGAUGACACGAUACACCAAGCCAGUGCCACCCAUCCUCAUCCUGGACCUGAUCAGUGGGGAUGAUGACAUGGAGACCCAGGAGGAGAUGUCUCUGGAGCACCUCCCAGAGAGUGUCCUGCAGGAUAUCAUCCGCAUCUCUGGCUGGCUGGUGGAGAAUGGCAGGAAUCAAGAUUUCAUGACUGUUUACUUCCAAAUCCGCUCUGUGCAGCUCGACCGCUCCAUCAAGGGGCUGAAGGACCAUUUCCGUAAGAACAGCUCUUCCACUGGGGUGCCAUAUUCCCCUGCCAUUCAGAACAAAAGGAAGGACACCCCCACCAAAAAGCCCAUCAAGAGACCAGGCACGAUCCGUAAGGCUCAGAACCUUCUGAAACAGUACUCUCAGCAUGGUCUAGAUGGGAAAAAGGGGGCCUCUAACCUCAUUCCUAUGGAAGGGAGGGACGACGUGUUUGACAUCGAGAUCGACGCGUACGUCCACUGCGUCAGUGCCUUUGUCAAACUGGCCCAGAGCGAGUACCAGCUCCUGACAGAGAUCGUCCCAGAGCACCACCAGAAGAAGACCUUUGAUUCUCUCAUCCAGGAGUCAUUAGAUAACUUGAUCAUGGAAGGGGAUAACAUUGUCUCAGCUGCCCGGAAAGCCAUCAUCCGACACGACUAUUCGGCCGUGCUCACCAUCUUCCCCAUCCUUAAGCAUCUUAAGCAGAUGAAGCCAGAAUUUGACCAGGUCUUGCAGGGAACUGCAGCAGGCACUAAGAACAAACUACCAGGGCUGAUCACUUCCAUGGAGACCACUGGUGCGAAGGCACUGGAAGAGUUUGCAGACAACAUUAAGAAUGAUCCAGACAAGGAGUAUAACAUGCCAAAAGAUGGGACAGUUCAUGAACUCACCAGCAACGCCAUCCUUUUCCUACAGCAAUUGCUGGAUUUCCAGGAGACAGCAGGUGCCAUGCUGGCAUCACAAGUUCUUGGGGACACAUACAAUAUUCCUUUAGAUCCCAGAGACUCUCAUAGCACUGAAUCUCCUUGGCACAGAGACCAGCUCCCAGUAGCUAUUUUUUUUUGCAGGCGACUGCUGAGCACCUACAUCUGCAAGGUGCUGGGCAACUUGCAGCUAAACCUUCUGAGUAAAUCCAAGGUUUAUGAAGACCCAGCUCUGAGUGCCAUUUUUCUGCACAAUAACUACAACUACAUUCUGAAAUCUCUGGAAAAGUCUGAGCUGAUCCAGUUGGUAGCUGUGACACAGAAGACAGCAGAGAGAUCUUACCGGGAGCUCAUUGAGCAGCAGAUCCAGACCUACCAGCGCAGCUGGUUGAAGGUGACAGAUUACAUCUUGGAGAGAAACCUGCCUGUCUUUCAACCAGGAGUGAAGCUGAAGGAUAAGGAGAGGCAGAUGAUAAAGGAGCGUUUUAAGGGUUUUAAUGAUGGGCUGGAGGAGCUGUGUAAGAUCCAGAAGGCCUGGGCAAUCCCAGACAUGGAGCAACGGGACAAAAUCCGCCGGGCACAGAAGACCAUUGUGAAAGAGACCUAUGGUGCCUUCCUGAACAGAUAUGGCAACGUGCCCUUCACCAAGAACCCUGAGAAGUACAUCAAAUACCAGGUGGACCAGGUGGGGGAGAUGAUCGAGAAGCUGUUUGACACAUCAGCAUAAAUCUCCAGCUGCCAAGUACAAGUCAGCACUCUUUCAGCAACCCUUGGGACUCCCUUCCCUUCUCCCCUGCCCCAUUGUGGUGGGCAGGGUGUUAUACUUGUAUUUAUCAGAUUUAUAAACCUGUGGAAACACUA